UAAUAAAUCUUAACGUCUAUCAAUAUAUUUGUAGCUCCUACUAAAACGCAAUCAGUUGUACAUUUUCCCGUGCGAGUUCUAAUGGCAAAAACUUGCUUGUUCUUUGCACUAGUACUUGCAGCACUUAUCAGCACUUCUUGCAUCCUUUGCUCAUCUACUGACCAAUCUGCACUUCUUGCCUUCAAAUCGUAUAUUACUGAUGACCCGAUUCAAAUUUUGGCCAAGAACUGGACUAGAGGAUCUGAUAUGUGCAGCUGGAUUGGCGUCUCCUGCGACGCCAGUCAAGAACACGUGACUGCCUUAAAUCUGUCUAUGAUGAGUUUUAAGGGCACCAUUGCUCCGCAUAUUGGAAACCUCUCGUUUCUGACCUCAUUAGACUUGAAAUCCAAUCAGAUUUCAGGUUCAUUACCGAUUGUUUUGUUUAACAUGCCUGCAUUAAGGGUCAUUAAUUUAUCAGACAAUGCUCUGUCUGACAAUCUACCUGUCAAUAUGUGCUCCAACCACUCUAGGUUGAAAGCACUUUACCUUUCUUCGAAUCAGCUUCAUGGUGAAAUUCCAGCAAGUUUAUAUUCAUGCAGGGAGCUUCAGUAUCUUUCAUUAGAAAACAACACAUUUGACGGAAGACUAGCUAAAGAAAUUGGAAACCUGACGAAUCUCAAGCACUUGUAUCUCGGUACAAACGUUAUCCAUGGUGAGAUUCCACUGCAGAUAGGUAAUCUGAGAAGUUUGGAGCAUCUUAGAAUGGGAAGUAACUUCCUGACAGGGCCUGUGCCAUCAACUCUUUUCAACAUCUCUUCAUUAGAAACCAUUAAUUUGAGCAGAAAUAAACUCUCAGGGGUCCUGUCAUCUGAUAUACAAUGGAAUCUUCCUCUUCUAAGAGAUCUCAAUCUACAAACCAAUCUAUUAACUGGUCAGAUUCCAUCUGGCUUGUGGGGAUGCAAACUACUUCAAAUGUUAUCGCUGGCAGAAAAUAGUUUCACAGGAAGCAUUUCCAAACAAAUUGGAAAUCUUACACUGCUUAAAGGUUUAAACCUCGAUACCAACAACUUCACAGGGGUGUUGCCAGCUGAAAUUGGCUAUCUUAAUCUAGAGCUACUUUUUGUUCCCUCAAACAAGCUAUCAGGUGAAAUACCUUAUGAAGUUUUCAACAGUUCAACAUUGAGAAUCAUUACCUUGCAAUUCAACCAAUUCUAUGGCCAUCUUCCCAGAGGCAUUGGGCUUUGGCUUCCCAAUCUUGAGGAAUUGUAUCUUGGUAACAACAGGCUCAGUGGUUCUAUCCCAGUCUCUUUGUCUAAUGCUUCUAAGCUUACCAUCCUUGAAAUGAGCACCAACCAAUUUAGUGGCUACAUACCCAAUACACUUGGCAGUUUAAGAUCCCUGAGGCGGCUACAUCUUGGAGAAAACAAUCUGACACGAGAAUCAUCUAGUACUGAGUUGAGAUUUUUCUAUUCAUUAACAAACUGCAGAUAUUUGCAGGUGCUUGAGUUAUCAAUGAAUCAAUUUCAUGGCUCCCUUCCUGCAGUAGUUGGUAAUCUCUCAACUUCUCUCCAAAUAUUUUCAGCAUUUAAUAGUAGAAUCAAAGGUGAGAUCCCAAUUGGUAUUGGAAACUUGAGCAGUUUGAAUAUGUUAACUCUAGAUAGUAAUGAGUUGACAGGCAUCAUUCCAAGCACAAUUGGAAGAUUGAAAUAUAUGGAACGCAUUUAUCUUGAACACAAUAAACUGAAUGGAUCUGUUCCGUAUGAAAUUUGUUUGUUGGAAAAGCUGGGGGACUUGUAUCUGAGUGAUAACCAACUUAGUGGAUUGAUUCCAGCAUGCUUGGGAGAGCUACCAUCUUUAACAAGACUAUACUUGGAUUCAAACAAGUUAACUUCCAACGUGCCAUCAACCUUGUGGAAAUGUGUAGAUCUUAUUGGACUAAAUUUGUCAACAAAUUACCUAUCUGGAUAUCUACCGUCAGAGGUUGGAAACUUGAGGGCGAUAACUGAAAUGGACUUCUCUUGGAAUCAGUUCUCAGGCAAUAUACCUGCCACUAUUGGAGGUGCUCAAUCUCUGAAUUAUCUCGUUCUGUCUCAUAACAAACUAGAAGGGCCUAUUCCUCCAUCAUUAGGCAACUUGAAAGGCUUAGAAAUUUUGGAUAUGUCUAAUAACAAUUUGUCAGGAAAAAUUCCUAAAUCCUUGGAGUCACUCAGGUAUCUUCGAUAUUUUAACAUCUCCUUCAAUGAACUUGAAGGAGAAAUUCCAACGGGAGGUCCAUUUCAAAAUUUCACUGGUCAGUCAUAUCUGCAAAAUGAUGGUAUAUGUGGUGAACCAAGAUUGAAAGUCCGAAUGUGCCCAGCGUCAGCUACUCAGAAGGAAUCAGGAUCAAGAAACAUUGCUUUCUUAAAGUAUACUUUGCCCCUUAUUGUUGCAGCAACACUCUUAGUGGCUGUAGCUUUUUUACUAAAAAGAAGAAGAAAUCAAAAGAUCAUCUUGACACAAGAAGAUUCAUUGCCUCAUUCUUUGAGAAGGUUUACUUAUCAUGAGCUUUUACAAGCAACAAACGGAUUUGGUGAAAGUAACCUACUUGGAGUAGGAAGUGUUGGAUCCGUAUACAAAGGAGAACUUCUGGAUGGAACUGUUGUUGCAGUGAAAGUGUUCAAUAUGCAGUUUGAAGGAGCUUCAAAAAGUUUUGAUGCAGAAUGUGAAGUACUGCGUAAUGUGAGGCAUAGGAAUCUUACAAGACUAAUUAGCAGUUGCACUCACUUGGACUUUAAAGCCUUGAUACUGGAGUGGAUGCCUAAUGGGAGCCUUGAAAUAUGGUUGCACUCUGAGAAAUACUGCUUGAACUUUUUACAGCGCUUAAACUUAAUGAUAGAUGUUGCAUCAGCCUUGGACUAUUUACAUUGUCGCUGUUCAACACCAAUCAUACAUUGUGAUCUGAAACCCAGCAAUGUCCUAAUUGAUAAUUAUAUGAUUGCACAUGUUUGUGACUUUGGUAUUGCCAAACUCUUAGGUGAGCAGGAAUUUCUGGCGCAAACUAAGACCUUGGGAACAAUCGGAUAUAUGGCACCAGAAUACGGGAUGGAAGGAAUAGUAACUGCAAGAGGUGAUGUUUACAGCUAUGGUAUCUUAUUGUUGGAAACAUUCACAAGAAAAAGACCAACUGAAGAGAUGUUUUCUGGUGAAAUGAGCUUGAAAGAUUGGGUAAAAGAAUCCUUAAGUAGCUCUGAAGUUUUGGACACCAAGCUGAGAGAAAGAAACGACAAGUACUUGCCUAUCAAGAAUCUAUGUGCAUUGUCCAUCUUUAAUUUGGCAAUGGACUGUUUGAGGAAUUCACCUGUUCAGCGUAUUGAUAUGGAAGAUGUUUUGAACAAACUAUACAAAAUAAAGACCUUGUUUCUGGAACAAUGCCAUUUGAUUGAUAGUGAGGUCAAUGACUAUGAAGUGUAAGCUAAUGUAGCAAGUAUGUGAGUAUUUUUCUAUCACACAAACCUGCCCGAGAACAUUAUUAGUCAGUCUUGUAGAACAACAUACUCUCUCAGUUACAGAGAGGUGAAUGUAACUUCAAAAAAAAUAUGAUUGCAUGGAGCAGAUUUGCAGUUUGUAAGAA
Molecule: messenger RNA, 3589 nt
Organism: Daucus carota subsp. sativus
Lineage: Eukaryota; Viridiplantae; Streptophyta; Magnoliopsida; Apiales; Apiaceae
Product: probable LRR receptor-like serine/threonine-protein kinase At3g47570
Exons: 4
Coding region: 82-3429 (1115 amino acids)
Biological process (GO): protein phosphorylation
Molecular function (GO): ATP binding; protein kinase activity; protein binding
Source: RefSeq, a predicted model, not a curated record